Messenger RNA from Henningerozyma blattae CBS 6284, 1692 nucleotides. Its product is annotated as alpha-keto acid decarboxylase family protein. Gene Ontology annotation, molecular function: thiamine pyrophosphate binding; magnesium ion binding; carboxy-lyase activity. Lineage: Eukaryota; Fungi; Ascomycota; Saccharomycetes; Saccharomycetales; Saccharomycetaceae. The record is from RefSeq and is a predicted model, not a curated record. Bases 1 to 1692 code for a protein of 563 amino acids. The transcript has a single exon.
AUGUCUCAAGUUACUUUAGGUAGAUACCUUUUUGAAAGAUUAAACCAAAUAAAAAUUCAAACCAUAUUUGGUUUACCAGGUGAUUUCAAUUUACCAUUAUUGGAUAAAAUAUAUGAAAUCCCAGGCAUGAGAUGGGUUGGUAAUGCUAAUGAAUUAAAUGCUGCUUAUGCUGCCGACGGUUAUGCAAGAAUUAAAGGUAUGUCCUGUAUGAUUACUACUUUUGGUGUCGGUGAAUUAUCUGCUUUAAAUGGUAUUGCUGGUUCUUACGCUGAACAUGUAGGUGUCUUGCAUGUUGUCGGUGUACCAUCUUUAGAAGCUCAAGCUAAAAAAUUAUUGUUACAUCAUACGUUAGGUGAUGGUGAUUUUAAUGCUUUUUAUAGAAUGUCUUCUGAAAUUUCGGAAACUGCUGUAAUGAUCAAAGAUGUUACUACUGCUCCAGCUGAAAUUGAUAGAUGCAUUAAAACUGCCUACGUUAUGCAAAGACCUGUUUAUUUGGGUUUACCAGUUAACCUAGUUAACGCAAUGGUUCCAGUAUCUUUGCUACAAACUCCAAUUGAUUUAUCUUUAAGACCAAAUGACGCUGAUUCUGAGUCCGAAGUGAUUCAAACUAUCCUGGAAAUGGUUAAACAAGCAAAAAAUCCAAUUAUUAUUGCUGAUGCUUGUGCUUCAAGACAUGAUGUCAAAGCUGAAACUGAAAAAUUAAUUGAUAUUACUCAAUUUCCAUCCUUUGUUACACCAAUGGGUAAGGGUUCAAUUAAUGAACAACACCCAAGAUUUGGUGGUGUCUAUGUUGGCACUUUAACUAGACCAGAAGUAAAGAAAGCUGUUGAAUCUGCAGACUUGAUUUUGUCUAUUGGUGCUUUAUUAUCUGAUUUUAACACAGGUUCAUUUUCAUACAAUUAUGAGACAAAAAAUGUUAUUGAAUUCCAUUCUGACCAUACUAAGAUCAAAAAUGCUGUUUAUGAAGGUAUUCAAAUGAAAUUUGUCUUAAGUAAAUUAAUUACAAAGAUUGGCGAAGUGGUCAAGAAUUAUAAACCAGUAGCUGUCCCAGCUCCAAUCCUAGCAAACCCAAAGACUUCUCCAGAAACUCCGUUGAGACAAGAAUGGUUAUGGAACCAAUUGGGCAAUUUCUUACAAGAAGGUGACAUUGUUUUAACUGAGACAGGUACUUCCGCUUUUGGUAUUAACCAAACUUAUUUUCCAAAGAACACAUAUGGUAUUUCUCAAGUAUUAUGGGGCUCAAUUGGUUUCACAGGUGGUUGUGUACUUGGUGCUGCUUUUGCUGCUGAAGAAAUAGAUCCAAAGAAGAGAGUAGUUUUAUUCAUUGGUGAUGGUUCUUUACAAUUGACUGUUCAAGAAAUCUCUACCAUGGUCAAUUGGAAUCUAAAACCAUAUUUAUUUGUUUUAAAUAAUGAUGGUUAUACUAUCGAACGAUUAAUCCAUGGACCAACAGCGCAAUAUAAUGAAAUUCAACCAUGGAAUAACUUAGAAUUGCUAUCAACUUUUGGUGCUAAGGAUUACCAAGCAGUGAGAGUAGCAACCACUGGGGAAUGGAAUAUUUUAACUCAAAAUCCGGAAUUUAAUCAGAAUUCUAAAAUCAGAAUGAUUGAAGUCAUGCUACCAACUAUGGAUGCACCAUCUAAUUUAAUUUCUCAAGCAGAGUUAACCGCCUCAAUCAAUGCUAAGCAGUAG